Aaosphaeria arxii CBS 175.79 is the source of this 2739-nucleotide messenger RNA. RefSeq lists its product as uncharacterized. The transcript has a single exon. The record is from RefSeq and is a predicted model, not a curated record. Bases 128 to 2257 code for a protein of 709 amino acids. Lineage: Eukaryota; Fungi; Ascomycota; Dothideomycetes; Pleosporales. Gene Ontology annotation, cellular component: SHREC complex; rDNA heterochromatin. Gene Ontology annotation, biological process: silent mating-type cassette heterochromatin formation.
AUCUCAAUGGUUACAACGUACAGGUAGUUCGAACCAUCACCAGCCCUCCUCUUGCGCAUUCAUCCUCCCAGUGGCCCUGCGAACCGAGGCGCUGUGGCUGCCUGCUCCGACCCAGCGUCCUGACAGCAUGGCGCAGGUCGUCACGACGGCAUUCUGGCCCAUUUUCGCCCGCCGGUCAGAUGGCCAUGAAGUCGUCACGCAAAAAGGCAUACAGAUAAAGAACGCACCGAACACUCAGCAACUCGACCGAACCCCUAAUGCACAAGGUCAAUGUGACUACUACCGACUACUCGAUCGAGAUGAACCCAAACACAUCGACUGGCGCAAGAAACUUGGAGGCAUGCUGCUGCGCGAGCUAGGAGGGAAAGAGCAUGAAGAUAAAUGGUCGCAGACGGUUCUUUGGGACUUACCAGAAGGGUACCGCUUAUAUGAGCAUAUAAAAUCCAAGGCGGAUGGUCAGGCAAAGGCAGUGAAGAACCACUCAGGCGGUGGUCAUGAUAGACAGGACGCCUAUCUUUACGGAUAUCCCAAAGGACCUAAAAAGAGAUUUAGGAGCCCAAUCGAGUUCUUUCCACAUCUCUUAUGGUUGUGCUCGGACGACACCAAUGAUACAGAGAACUGCAGCUGCAAAAUGUGCUCACCUGUGCAGCUGGAAACGGAAAAACCUGCACCGACCCCUCAAGGAACACCCCCGAUCAAAAACGAACCUCAACCUGCAACAAGUCUGCCUUCCGCCCAAGGUCGUCUACCACAAACCGGUACGCUGUCUGUACAACACAUACAAUCAAGCAAUGGGUCUACUCAGAAUGCCGUCCCAACUCCUACACCCAGUAUAAUACAACUACAACAGCAGCCCAAGCCUUCCACGCAACCACAACAAUCGCUACAACAGCAGCAACAGGUACAACCAUUGCAACAAUCUACACCGCAACCGCAAUCGCAACCGCAACCGCAAGCACAGCCCCACCCUCGGCCCCAGCAAGCUUCGGCUCCUCCAGCAGCCGUAUCCGCAGCCCCAGCUCCCAACCCUGUUCCCCAGGCAUCACAACUUCCCCAACCGAGAUCGAUAGAUCAACAGGUCGAUGGACAGUACCACAAAUUCUUGGCUCGUAUAGGGGAAACAGUUUGGUUUCACCGAGAAAAAACACGCGCUUGGGGACUAGGUCUGGUGGUGCGACGCUGGAAAGCGCAGGAUCCUAACGGUAUCGAAAAGCCCACUUAUCUUGUUCAGCCCUUAUCACAUCCUUUCGAUUCGCCUGCGCCUGAAAUAAUUCAGUCUGACGAUAGACUCAAACCGUGGCUGGCAUGGUCCGCUCCGUUAUGCACCUAUGGCUAUCUACAGCAAAAUCAGCAUCUUUCGUAUGAUCAAGUUGAUUGGCGGUCUCUGCUCUCCGGGCAGUUCGGCGAUGGUAAUCCAGAAGUCGAUGCGUCCAUUCUUGCAGCCAAAGCCGUAGAUAUCACGUAUACACUUUGUGAGCAACUCAGAACCGUACCACACGUAGGUAUGGAAGAUCGGUUCUGGAACAGCAUGUAUUUUGGUGCGGAAAGGAUAUGGAUCGGUGAACCAGUCCGCUUGCGCAUCGGUAGUGGCACAGAUAUCAUGGUUAUUAGCUCUAUUGUUGAGCGGGCAUUCACGAAUGCUGCUAACUCCCAAACCGGCACUCCCCCGUCCCAAGUCCAUAUAAUUGGAGAUGUCUAUACGUAUGCCACACAUCAGGUCCCAAUGGGCCAGCAGGCGCCGGCAGUGCCUCACAAUAGCAACAUCCCGAUUCGCAUGCGUGAGGAUAUGAUCUGGCGAAAUAAAAUACUCUUGGAGGAGACACAGUCUAUCGCAUACUGGAAACUAGUGGCAACGCAACAGCGCCUUGAUAUUUCCGAAAUCAAAGGUCGCUGGUAUGAGGCUAGUGUUGUCUUUGUCGAGCCUUUCAAAACUGCCGUGCAGAAGAAGGAAGGCGGCAAUGGAGUAUGGAUGAAUUCGCGCGGUGAUGCCACUGGGGUUGGCAAAAUUUCGGGCGUUAAGAAAGAGCACCGUACGCAGGCGUUCAGUCAUGCUAUACCCAAGGGCUGCAUCUUGGUGGAAGGCUUCGAGUCACCUAAACCUGAAGAGCAAGGAAACCCACACGGGAAUCAUGUACAAAACAUGGACCUUGUAGGUGGAGUCGGUACGAGCGAUGCUCCGUUCAUUCUGGAUGAUUUUAUGAACCUCGAAGGAAUGGAUGGAGAUCACAUGGGUUUCGAAACUCAAUUCACAUUUUGAAGCCUUUGCCCAUGGGAACCCUACCAUAAUUCCACCAUUGAAAGAGAGUCUUCUUAGUCUGCGCAUAGUGUGACAUUGUCUCGCAUUGCUGGCGUUUGCAAAUAUUUGGUCAUUUGGUCAUUUCAUCGGCGUUUCACCAGGCUCCGGUCAAUGAGUACUCUGUUUCUGGUCGUGCUUGAAGGCGGUUUUCAAAGCACAUAAUUCAAAGUCGAGUGCUCAUCUUACCUUCAAGGAGCAUUACUGCAAUAGCAAGUGGACCUGUUUCGGAAGCGAGGUCUUGUCUAGGAGAAGGAUUUGGAUACCCCUUUGAGGCGUUUGGAGCUUCCAUAAGCCAGUGAUAUGUAACACUUCAUUCCAACCAUGUUCAAUCUCCAUGAGCUAUAUCUUGUGACAAAUCUUACUCUUUGUAUUCAGUGAACAUCCUGAUAAUAGCUUAAAAUAGUGCUUUAGCACUCUCUCCCCAUCCUCCGCAAGUUAUUGAG